Molecule: messenger RNA, 1232 nt
Organism: Neofelis nebulosa (Clouded leopard)
Lineage: Eukaryota; Metazoa; Chordata; Mammalia; Carnivora; Felidae
Gene: SMIM41
Product: small integral membrane protein 41
Exons: 1
Coding region: 386-811 (141 amino acids)
Source: RefSeq, a predicted model, not a curated record
UGGAGGAGUAAGGAUACACAUCCCUCAGGUCUUGGAGGCUGCUCAUUUGCCUCCUGUUCAAGUGGCCCCCUGGGCCACCUAGCAGUAUUGAGCUUUGGCCCAAGGACAGCCAGGAAUGCUUGCUUGUCUUGUGUCCUGCUUAGUGCGGUGGCACCCCAGGCAGCACCUGGGAUGGGGUCUGGAAGGGCUUUUCAGGGUUCUGAGGGAGGUGCUAUCUUGACUUCCUUUGUCAAGGGAGAGAGGGAAAGCCUUGUGGACCCGACUCCUGGGUUUGGUUGAAUGCAUGGGCCGGAUUCCCAUGCGUGGGUGUAGAGGCCCUUGGGACGAGAAGAAACAACCCUGGGCCCUGGGAGUCUGGGCCAUAGUCCACACUGGAAGAUAUUGAAUGCUCAGCGCCCGAGGGAGCCUACAGCGCCUGGGAUCCGCCCCUCGGGGACCUCCCCUAUGCAGCCCGGCGAGGCCCGCCUGCUGGCUUGGGCUCCCGCACAUCUGGCCCUUCCGCGCACAUCUGGGCAGCCGGCAUCUUAGCAUGAACGGCUCUGGGGCGGGCGCUGCGGCCCCAGCCACUUGGCUGAGCUCCUGCUGCAACCAGUCGGGGGUGCUGCCCGAGCCCCCCGAGGGGCCUCCCGUCGUGCAGGCGGCGGUGCUGGGCGUGCUGUCACUGCUCGUGCUCUGCGGGGUCCUGUUCCUGGGCGGUGGCCUCCUCCUGCGUGCGGAGGGCCUGACGGCGAUGGUGCUCCGCGAGCGGCGCGCGUCCCGCGAGGCCGAGUCCAGCGGCGCCGGCCGAGGUGACGACGACGACGACUCCUAGGCACCCAUACGCUCGAGGGCGGGGGUCGCGGCCUCCGGGGCGGCCCACGACUCGGCCCUGCUGCGGAGAGGGGUGGGGGUGGGAGGGCUCGGCGCCCUCCCAGCCCUCCCCACCCUCCGCGAGCCUGGCGCUGCGCAGGUGAGAAUGCCGAGGGCGGAGUUGGGGGGCAGCUCUUCAGCGACUCUGCCUGGGCUCUGCACGUCCCCAGGGUGGGGCCUGCAGCCACCCCAAGUGUGCCAGGACCUGAGGGAAGAGGCUGCCACCCUCUCUUCUCCCGAUCUCGUGUCUCUCCAGCGGCGUCUCACCCAUGUCCUUUCUCUAGAAGAGCGGGUCACCCUGCGUGAGGGGGAAGCUGGGCGGGUCAGAGGGGCCUCAGUGUGCUUUGGAGCUCUUCUACCCUGCACGCACCCCCCCCCCCCCC